Molecule: messenger RNA, 2880 nt
Organism: Giardia duodenalis
Lineage: Eukaryota; Fornicata; Diplomonadida; Hexamitidae
Exons: 1
Coding region: 1-2880 (959 amino acids)
Source: RefSeq, a predicted model, not a curated record
AUGUAUGUGAGGCCGCAUAACCACGACGGAGGCUCUCACCAGGGAUCCUCUAUCAACGGAGACGGCCGAUCAUCCAAAACAACGUUCCAAUAUGGUAAUAUCAGCCAUACUGAUCGGAACUUGCGAUAUUAUCUCACAAUGAUAAUGAAGCGCCAAAAACUCUAUGGCAAGUUAGACAAAGAACUCAUACGGCUUAUUUUGCGCGACGGACCGCAAGCAGAGUCGCAGAACAUGAGCUUAAUCAUCAAGACUCUUUGGAAUGAAAUUGGCAUACAGCUAGCUGAACGAGAAGUAACAGCUCAGUACAUAAGAUCAUCUUCGGCUGCAAAGCGAGCAUAUGCAGAGCGCUUAGCGUGGUUUCUCUUAUUGCGGACCCGCUUUAUCGGACUACUCUCUGCGCGAGAUCAAUAUGUGCGCCGCAUUCGCAGCAUGGUGAAUAGUGGAGGAAUACUGCGUCGAAGCUUUAUUACAAGCUUUGAUGAGAUACGCCUCAUCACACUAGCGUUGAUUGAGAUCUGUUUAAAGAUCUAUAUAUGCACUGGAAAGAGGCAUGAGCCGUACAAGCUUGGCUUCGAUGCUCCCCGGGGCCAGGAUAUCCUGGGGGCCAUUUUGGCUGAGGAGCUCUUCAAUCCAGAUAUCAUGACAUAUAUCUCCGAGAAGUAUAUAGAUAGACCUGAUUUGAUUGAGAAGUUUGUUAUAACCGCUACCGACCGCUCCACUAUUCCCGACGAUAAUACUAUGAACAAAACCCUCAAUCUUAGUGAUCUGUCGCCGCCUCCGCGGACGAUGGCCUCUCCUUCCCAGAAUCCUCGCGACAAACUGGUUGAUUCUUACCACAUCCAUGAUAUUUAUGAGCUAGACCUAUCAUCCCACGAUUCUCGAGCUGAGAAAACUGUAGCUAUGCUUCUCAACGUUUCUGCAACAUUGACUCAACUGCUAGAACUUCCAUGCACGAUGGAAAGCUUAGCUUCGUUAAUGUUUCUAACUGGGGCCAGGCCGGCCAAUAUACAGUCACACGUUGGAUCAGACUUGAUACAGGUGUUCGGUAACCUUAUGCCAGGAGCGCUGGUCGACCCGGCACGUUAUAUAGAGGCUUCUCCAGAUCAGACAAUAGACGCAUUAUUAGAGUAUUUUUCAGGGCAUAAGAGAUUGACACGAUAUUUGAUGCCAUAUCCGCAUACAUCUGAGUUUGUUCGGCGUCGAGCCGCGUCCUUAGACCAGUACUUUGUUUUCUCCUUGCUCAUCUUUGAUAAGUUCCGCCACAAUGCAGAAGCAGAGUGUCAGCGGCGCAUGAGCGACGCCCAUGCAGCAAUCUCUCCGCUGGAUAAGUAUCCCAAAUCCCGGUCUAGUUCACGGCAGCAUAAAUCUGUUUAUAGUCGAGCAAUUUCUGCACAUAAGAAGGAAAAUAGUCUGCAGGUGCAGAACAUGCUUAACAAUGAGCUGUUUUACUCCCAAAAUCACGAUGUCCACUCCACUCAGUCGUCCUUUAUAUCUCCCUCCAUCAAUGCUCAGCAGCAGCCAAAAAGAGCAGCAUCAUCUUGCAAGCCCCGUACAAAGCAGCCUGCGAAGUCUUCACAUAGGUCCCGUGCCCCCUUGCGGACUCAGGACACUGAGUCCCGUAGCGUUUCUACCCGUGUCUCGAAACAAUAUACACCCCAGUUAGGGACUCAAAAUAAGCCACGGUCGACGACGCGAUCAGCUUCUACUGCUAAAAAGCCCGCCCGGUCAGGCUCUACUCAGAGUGGUAAGGCCGGCAAGCGAAAGCUUCUCGAAGCUCGCCGGCCGUCUGCUGUUAUAGCCGGCGAGUAUGUCGGCACGUCCAACGCAUAUGUGGUGCAUCCCCCUCCCAAGUACUAUCCUAUGAGUACCUCGAGAUCUGGAAGUCCAUCACUCAAAGGAGAGUCUCCCACAACCAAGAACCUUAAACUAGACGAGAUUUCUCCGACAAGAAAGAGCGUUCAACACAUGUCACUAGAAGAAGACCAACACGCUGAUGCUUCUAGCAAAGAUGUGCAAGAUCACAACACUAACGAUACACCAGAUGCACAUUGUAUUGAUAAAACCCCCGGUCUUACAAAUAGCCUAGUUAGUGAUCAUAUAUUCCCUGAUUGUGCGCAGACGCCAUCUGAGGAGUGUGCUCAGCAGACGCCUGCUGUUGGUAGUGUUGUUCAUAAUGCUGAACCUUUCCACAAUGGAGAGGAUCUUCAAGAUCACUUGGAUGUAGAACCUCAGAAACUUGCGGUAACUGAUUUUCAGCCAGCGAAGGAGUAUGAAGCUAAUACGGUAGAUUACGUAGCGUCUUCUAUUCAGGAGUCUGCAGAUGGCGCUGAUUCUCUUCAGGUUCAUAAUCUAGAGAUUUACCCGGACAACUUGCAGGAUUUGGCUCCUCAAGAUUUGAUGGAAGCUGAUGCACCGGAAGAGACAUACGAGGUGCCUGCUGAUUUCGAAUCAACGGACGAACAGCCGCUGGAGCUGCAAUGUGAUGCUAAGGCUUCAUCCGAGCAAGAAUACGACUUGAACGACUUUGCUCAGGAGGCCCCGGGCUCUCUUGACAUUGCUGUUGAAAGUGAGGAGAAUGUGUUUGAUGAGAUAGGUGAGCCUGCAGAGGAGGCGAUAGUGGAAGAUGGCAGGCUGCGGCAUACAGAAAUGAAUGUCAACGUAGUUAUCGAUGGGCGACCAGUCAGUCGUGGCAUAGGACGAUCUGUGACGCGGGCACAACCUGUUAGGAAUCAGGAUCAAACCGUUUCCCCUCCUGAGAAAACUGAUAAAGAGGAAGAGCAAUACCAAGAUGAUUUUUCUGAUGGAAAUGAUGACGCCCCGGGAGUUUCCCUUGGGCUCAACGACACAGGUGCAGACUUUGACGAUUUCGAGGCAUUUUGA